This is a messenger RNA of Spizellomyces punctatus DAOM BR117, 974 nucleotides long. RefSeq lists its product as uncharacterized. Gene Ontology annotation, molecular function: protein heterodimerization activity; RNA polymerase II cis-regulatory region sequence-specific DNA binding; DNA-binding transcription activator activity, RNA polymerase II-specific. Gene Ontology annotation, cellular component: CCAAT-binding factor complex. NCBI's taxonomy places the organism in Eukaryota, Fungi, Chytridiomycota, Chytridiomycetes, Spizellomycetales, Spizellomycetaceae. The record is from RefSeq and is a predicted model, not a curated record. Gene Ontology annotation, biological process: regulation of transcription by RNA polymerase II. The transcript has 3 exons. The coding region runs from base 150 to 794 and encodes 214 amino acids.
GGCUCGGGUCAGCCUUUGUCAGAUUGCAUUAGCUUCUGAAACGCCAAAGCCGAUUCUACUGUUUUCGAAAAGACAGUUGCAAGCUCUCGUGGUACGCCUCGGGGAUUGCUAGCGCAACACUAUUGGAGAGACGUCCUAGUCUUUCCAGUAUGCCCGACAGCGGGAACGGCGCCAUGUCAGACCCAGAGGAUUCUCGCGAGCAAGAUCGCUUCUUGCCCGUCGCGAAUGUAGCUAGACUAAUGAAACGUGCGCUUCCCGACAACAGCAAAAUAGCCAAAGAAGCAAAGGACUGCAUUAUGGAGUGUGUGAGCGAGUUUAUUUCGUUCAUCACGUCAGAAGCAACUGAUCGAUGCAUCAGCGAAAAGCGAAAGACAAUCAACGGAGAAGACAUUCUCUGGGCAAUGCAGUCGCUUGGAUUUGACAACUAUUGCGAAACGAUGAAAGUGUAUUUACACCGAUAUCGAGAGUCAAUCAAAUUGGACCGGGCAGCAUCCCUCCCGCCCAGCAAAGCGGACAGUGCGGUUCAUGGCGAGACAGGGGCAGCCGGACAUAUGGAUGAUCAGGCGACAGCAGCGGCGAAUCAGGCGGCGAUCCAGCAGAUGGCAUAUGCGAUCGCCUACCACCAGCAACAACAGAUUUUUCAACAACAACAACAUCACCACGCACCACCCAGUGGAACAGAACAUGUACAGCAACAACAGCAACAAGGACAAUUACAAACACAGCCGCAAAUCGCACUGACCCCUCAGCAACUGAAUGCACUCGCCGCGCAUUUUGCAACGAACCAGCGAUAGAGGGACUUUUUGAAUUCGCUUAUAAUUCUAUAGUAGACCGUUGGCCUGCGUCUUCCAAGUAUAGCUAUCUUAGCGAUCUCCAUAUGUAUAGUUGAAGUCAUCCGUAUGUAUUAUGGCAGUUUAACCAAAGAGAAGGCCGUAUAGCCGACAGAGUCUUAAUUGGGGCGAGGUGGUUGGUCG